Messenger RNA from Punica granatum (pomegranate), 1255 nucleotides. NCBI's taxonomy places the organism in Eukaryota, Viridiplantae, Streptophyta, Magnoliopsida, Myrtales, Lythraceae. The record is from RefSeq and is a predicted model, not a curated record.
UUUCCUUAAUCAGUCGAUCAUCGGUACUCCCCAACUGACUAGCUACCACAUCCGACAGCUUCUCUUGAUCAGCUCCGGCAAUGGCCUCCGCCGACGGCGAGAUCGCCCACAAGUUCCGCUUCUUCCACGUCUACAAGGACGGCAACAUCAAGUUCUUCUUCCCUUCCAUCGAGAAGAUCCCACCAUUCGAGGACCCCGCCACCGGGGUCCGUUCCAAGGACGUCACCAUCUCCUCCGACCCGCCCGUCUCCGUCCGCCUCUUCCUCCCCAAGGCCGCCGCCGCCCCCGGCGGCAGCAAGCUCCCCCUCCUCUUCUACAUCCACGGCGGUGCCUUCCACAUGCAGUCCGCCUUCUCCCACCAAUACCACAGCUUUGUCGCCGCCGUGGCCGCUCAGGCCAACUGCGUCGCGGUCUCGGUGGAGUACGGGCUCUUCCCGGACCGUCCCAUUCCGGCCUGUUACGAAGACUCGUGGGCUGCCCUCCAGUGGGUCGCGACGAGGCAAGACCCUUGGAUAGCCGAACACGCCGAUCUCAACAGAGUCUUCCUCGCGGGGGACAGCGCCGGAGGGAACAUUUUGUACAAUUUAGCAGCACGGGUGGGGUCGGUCGGGUUGCCCGGCGCCAAGGUUGUCGGGGCGAUACUGGUUCAUCCGUACUUUGGGGGCACGGAAGAUGAUCACAUGUGGCUCUUCAUGUGCCCCACGAACGGCGGGAUGGAGGACCCAAGGUUGAAGCCGGCGAAGGAGGACCUGGCGAGGCUGGGGUGCGAGAGGGUGCUGGUGUUCGUGGCCGAAAAGGAUCACCUGAUGGAGGUGGGGAUAAGGUACGUUGAGGAGCUGAAGAAGAGCGGAUGGGGAGGGAGUGUGGAGCUGGUGAAGAACUUGGGGGAGGAGCACUGCUUUCACCUGUUCGAUCCCAAGUACGAGAAGGCCGUCGAGCUGAAGAACAAGUUCGUCUCCUUCAUCACGCAAUAGAAAUUAUAGAACCAGUGAGUAGCUGGUAAAUUGUCCACCGGAAGUGUCAAAGGGUCGUAUCCAACGGUGCGGUUGUUUCAGUUUGUGAGAAAUUAUCUCAUUAUCGGAUGAUAAUAAAGCUUAUCUUGUUCACUUGUCCUACUGUGUUUUAAUGCUAAUGCUGCUGGACUUGAAUGCGAAAUCUCGAGACAGCUCGAGUCGGGGGCUCAUGUCCUGGGAAAGUUGAUUUUCCGGUCACUUCUUCCAUCACGAAAUCAUUGAAAUGCUAUCGUGUGAUUGCC